Messenger RNA from Penaeus monodon (black tiger shrimp), 3074 nucleotides. RefSeq names its product mismatch repair endonuclease PMS2-like (gene Pms2). The record is from RefSeq and is a predicted model, not a curated record. The coding region runs from base 16 to 3012 and encodes 998 amino acids. The transcript has 12 exons. Gene Ontology annotation, cellular component: MutLalpha complex. Gene Ontology annotation, molecular function: ATP hydrolysis activity; mismatched DNA binding; ATP-dependent DNA damage sensor activity. Gene Ontology annotation, biological process: mismatch repair. NCBI's taxonomy places the organism in Eukaryota, Metazoa, Arthropoda, Malacostraca, Decapoda, Penaeidae.
AGUAAACAAGAGGCAAUGGACGAAUUGGAAGGAAUCGACUUAAUUGAAAAUAAUGGAGAAGCAAUUCCAACUACACAGGCAGCAAAGUCUAUUAAAGCGAUAGACAGAACAACAGUUCAUAAGAUAUGCUCUGGCCAGGUUGUUUUAACACUGGGAACAGCUGUCAAAGAACUUGUGGAAAACAGUAUAGAUGCCGGAGCUACAAGCGUAGAGAUCCGCCUUCGAGAUCAUGGCAUUUCCAUGGUUGAAGUUAUAGAUAAUGGAAAGGGAGUGGAAGAGAAUGACUUUGAAGGGUUGACUUUAAAACAUCAUACCUCAAAAAUACAAGACUUUGGGGACUUGGUUGGAGUGAAAACCUUUGGGUUCCGAGGUGAAGCCCUGAGUUCCCUGUGUGCCCUAAGUGACCUCACAAUUGCAACGCGGCAUGAAAGUCAAGCAGUUGCCACUAAACUUGUUUAUGAUCAUAAUGGCAAACUCGUCUCCAAAACUCCUUGCCCUAGACAGGUUGGAACAACUGUCACUCUGCAGAACCUGUUCUCAACCUUGCCAGUGAGACACAAGGAAUUCCAGCGUAAUAUCAAGAAGGAGUUUGGCAAGAUGGUGCAGGUCCUGAAUUCAUACUGCCUAAUAUCUACUGGAAUUAGGAUAUCUUGUACAAAUCAGAGUGAUAAGGGCAAGAAAGCAGUUGUGCUGUCAACAAAUGGACAUCCAACAAUUAAGGAGAAUAUCUCAUCAGUAUUUGGAGCCAAACAGGUUUCAAGCCUUAUGGAAUUCAAGCAGGAAACAGCAUCAGAUGAUAUUUUGUCUGAAUAUGGGAUGCAGUGCUCUAGUGAAGAUAUCAAAGGAAAUACAUUAUUUACCCUGGAGGGAUUCAUUUCGUCUUGUGAACAUGGACAGGGACGUUCAGCCUCUGAUCGCCAGUUCUAUUUCAUCAACUCUCGUCCAUGUGAUCCAGCAAAAGUCAGCAAGGUAGUGAAUGAGGUAUAUCAUCAGUAUAACCGCUACCAGUAUCCUUGUGUUGUGCUCAACAUUCGUUUGAAAGAGGAUGACGUUGACAUCAAUGUGACUCCAGACAAGAGGCAGAUAUUAGUCAAUAAUGAGAAGCUUUUACUUGCAACAAUCAAGACCUCAAUGAUUCGUCUCUAUGGAAAUAUACCAAAUUCUUUCAAAAUGCAGAACACCUCUCUCAGCAACUCUUUUACAUCCUCACCAAGUAAUAUCUCAUCAAGAGCAAGCCCCAGUGCAGGGAGUCCUUCCAAUAGUAGGAUCUCAGCACUUAGCCAGAAGUUUGGUCGUAAAUCUGAAGGAUCUCCACUGUCAAACUUCUCCCCUUCACAGCCUUCAACUCCACUUUCAGCAUUUAGCCUCAAGAGGAGCUUUUCCAACAGUUCUUGUGCUGAUGAAAGCCCAAGUAAUAAACAACCAAAACUUGAAUCUUUCCUGGCAAAAUGCAAAUCUGAUCCUGGAAAAAAUCCUGUUACAAGCAUGAAAUCUGAGGUAGAAGACAAUGCCUUUCUCUCAGAUUUCACUUCACUGGAAAAAGAUGAGAUUGUUACAAAUGGAGAUGAGAACAAAACAGAAAGUAAUGAUUUAGUUGAAGAAAAGUGUAAAGACAUGGAAGAUGGAAGAAUGAUGGUAAAAAGUGAAAUUCUUGAAUCUGAUGAGAAAGAAAUCAUGCCACCAGACGAUGUGGAUGGGACAAAGGAAAUUUCAAUAAAAACUGAAGAUAACCAAAAGGAGACAUUAUUGGUACUGCCAUCCGAGCUUGUAAAUGGAGAUGCUGGUAUAUCAGAUGGCAAUGAGGAGAUACCCAACACCCAGGAAAGCAGCGACUUUGCAAAUAAUAACAAUGAAAAAGAUUCAUCAAAAACUGAUGAAGUAAGAAUUCCUCGGUUAUCCAGUAGUUCUUCAAAAAGUCCUGGGUUAAAGAGUGGUCUUUCUCAAUUUUCUAGGUCUGCAUCAGUAACAUCUCAAAGCUGUAAGAAGGCUCAUAGUGCUACAGAUAAUUUCUUAAAUAGUCUUUUAGCAAAGAAAUCACAGAACAAAUAUGUAAAAGAACCCAACAUAACAUCUACCAAUGGAUACAGACAAAAUGCUGUGGAUGUGAGAGAGCCGGAAGGUGAAGAAGCAUUCGAGGACACAGAUUUUGCGGAGGCCUUGGAAGAUGAGUUUUAUGAAGAUAAUGCUCCAGGAGAGGAGAAAACAAAAGAAGAGAUUAUUGUGUGUGAAGAGUAUGAUCCAAAUGAUUUUAUAGCAAACAGAAAAUCUAGAACAAUUGAAUUCAACAUUGAAGACAUCAGAAAGAAAUUGAACAUAAGUAGUAGUCCUGAAAAAGAAGAACAUGGAGAAUUAGUCAGAAAGUUCCGAGCCAAGAUUGCCCCCGGUGAAAAUACGUCAGCGGAAGAUGAGCUGAGGAAAGAGAUCUCAAAAGACAUGUUUGCAAAGAUGGAGAUUUUGGGUCAGUUCAAUUUGGGAUUCAUCAUCGCCCGCUUUGGCUCAGACCUUUUCAUAAUUGACCAGCAUGCAACUGAUGAAAAGUACAACUUUGAAACUCUCCAGGCAACAUGCACAAUUCAGAAUCAGAGGCUUAUUGCCCCACAACAGCUGGAACUGACAGCAGCCAAUGAAACAGUCUUGUUAGAUAACUUGGAGAUAUUUUUAAAAAAUGGAUUUGAGUUUAAGAUUGAUGAAGAGAAACCAAUGGGACAAAGGGUAAGCCUAAUUUCAAUGCCCCAUAGCCGUGGUUGGGAGUUUGGACGAGAUGACAUCGAUGAAUUGAUAUUCAUGUUAUCUGAUGCUCCUGGGGUGAUGUGUCGACCAACUCGUGUAAGGGCAAUGUUUGCUUCAAGAGCUUGCCGCAAGUCCAUUAUGAUUGGUACUGCAUUAACAAAAGCACAGAUGCAGAAGCUGGUUUGCCAUAUGGGUGAGAUUGAUCAGCCUUGGAAUUGUCCGCAUGGUAGGCCCACAAUGAGGCAUUUGAUAAAUCUUGAUAUGGUCACUGCAUCCAGAUGAGUAUGUUUUUAGGUUUUGCUCUUAUAAAUAGAGAAAAAGUUAGAUCGUAAAGGUGACUUGUA